AUGGAAGGCUUACACCCACCACCGAUUCUUCAGUUGACUGGAAUUGUGGCUGAAAAUCGGAGAAGAUUUAAGCAACGUUUCACGUUGUACCUGUCAGCAAUUGGACUCGACGAGGCAAGUGAUGAAAAGCAAGCGUCAGUGUUUUUGCAUGUAGUGGGUGAUGAGGCGCUGGAAGUUUAUAAUAACUUCACGUUUCCUGAUGGUGACGGAAUGAAGCUGGAUGAAAUGAUGGAGAAGUUUGAGGCUUACUGCAUACCUAAGAGAAAUGUGACGUUUGAGAGGCACAGAUUCUUCAUAUGUGUACAGAAGACAGGGGAGACAAUAGAUCAGUACGUCACAGAGCUGCAGGACAGGAGUAAAACAUGUGAGUUUGGAGGACUGACAGACUCUUUGAUAAAAGACAGACGUGUGUGUGGGACCCCAAACAACGGAGCAGCUGAAACAGUGAGGGCACAAGCCAAAGAACUGCUGAGUGACAGCUGCAGAGUGGAUGCUGCAAAAAAGAACACACACAGGGUCAAAAAAGAGAGUGCUGCUGCUGAAGUGAAACUGCAAUUAAAAUUGCCAGCGAACAGGGACAGAAAGGAAAAGACUUGUGGUCGCUGCGGGAUGCAACAUCCUCCUAAAAAAAUGUGCUGCAAAGUUCCAACCCAAAAACAAAGUUCAGUUCAUACUGUGGAUGAAGACGACACAGAGGAACUCUACGUAGCUGCAGUGACAGACAAUAAAACAGGAGGAAAGGACUGGAUAAUGACUCUCAAAGUAAAUGACACACUCAUGAAAGUCAAGCUGGAUACUGGAGCUCAAGUGAAUGUCAUAUCUGAAGCAGAAUUCAAGAGAAUCAGACCUAGACCCAAAAUGCAUGCUACGUCGGUGAAAGUGAGUGGAUAUUCAGGCUCAGAAAUACCUGUAAAAGGAAAAUGCAUGGUUAAAGUGACACACAAGGAAGAGGAGCACACGCUAACGUUCACUGUGGUGCCAAAGAAUGUGCAGCCCAUACUAGGGUUACAUGCCUGUGAGAGUCUGAAACUAGUGAAAAGAGUGCUCGUCGUGGAAACUGAUGAUGACAUGGACUAUAAUGAGUUGAUGAAGGAAUGUGGUGACCUGUUUCAGGGACUUGGUUGCCUUGCUGGAGAACACACAAUCAGAGUUGAUGAAAGGGUUAAACCAGUCAUUCAUCCGUGCCGCAAAGUACCAUUUGCUCUACAAAAGCCACUAAAAGCCGAGUUGGACAGGAUGGAAAACCUGGGAGUGAUUGAAAAUGUUGAUGAACCAACGGAGUGGGUGAGUUCUCUUGUUAUUGUGGAGAAAAAGACGGGAAAGCUCAGGGUUUGCAUGGAUCCUAGAGACCUGAAUAGAGCAAUAAGGAGAGAACAUUUCAAACUGCCUACAAGAGUAGAGAUCAUGUCACAGUUUGCAAAAGCGAAGUACUUUAGCAAGCUAGACGCUUCAUCAGGAUUUUGGCAACUGAAGCUGGACGAAGCAACACUGGAAGUGUAUCACAAGACGAUACACAUGAUCUAUGAACACCUGGAAGGAGUCGACACGUCAAUGGAUGACAUCACUGUGUGGGGUAGCACAAAAGCUGAACAUGACCUGAGACUGAGAAAUGUUCUUGAAGCAACCAGAAGAGCCAAUCUGAAGCUGAAUAAGGAGAAAUGUCAGCUGGGCGCGAACGAACUGACAUUCGUUGGAGAUAUUCUGAGCAGUGAAGGCAUCAGACCAGAUCCUCAAAAGGCGGCUGCAAUUGAAAACAUGCCGAGGCCGAAAUGCAAGAAAGAUGUGCAGAGAUUUAAUGGCAUGGUGAAUUACAUGGGGAAAUUCAUACCCAAUCUCUCGGAAAAGAUGGCGCCACUGAGACAGCUAACGGAAAAGAGCCUCAAAUGGGAGUGGAAUCAUGAACACGAGAAAGCAUGGCGUGACUUGAAAGAUUUGCUUACGAAGGAACCAGUUCUGACAUUUUAUGAUCCAAUGAGGCCUAUUAAGAUCUCAUCAGAUGCAUCACAGAGCGGGCUUGGAGCUGUUCUGUUGCAGAAGUAUGAUGAGUGGCAGCCUGUUGCCUAUGCAUCGCGAUCCAUGACAGAUGCAGAGACGAGAUAUGCACAGAUUGAAAAAGAACUGCUAAGCAUAACAUACGCCUGUGAGAGAUUUCACCAGUUUGUGUCCGGGCAGGCCGUCAGUGUUGAAACUGAUCACAAGCCGCUGAUAGCAUUGUUCAAAAAACCACUAAAUGACUGUCCGCUGAGAAUCCAAAAAAUGAUGAUCCGGCUGCAACGUUACACACUAGACGUGAUGUACACGCCUGGCAAGCUGAUGUACACAGCUGACACAUUAUCCAGAGCUGUUGAUCCAAAUGUGCCAGCAAACACCACGAUGGAUGAUGAUGUGAGAGCAUAUGUGAGCAUGGUCACAGGUGCACUUCCCGUUGCAGGAGGGAAGAUGGAGCUCAUAAGAACAGAGACAAGCAAAGAUGGAACAUUACAAGCACUGUGCAAGACUAUCGUAGAUGGAUGGCCCAGCUGUAAGCAAAGCUGCUCACCUGUUCUUCAAGAGUAUUGGAACUGCAGAGCAGAAUUGUCUGUAGUGGAUGAUGUGGUGUUCAAGGGAAGUAAAAUUGUUAUCCCAAAGAGCCUGCGAAGAGAGAUGCUCAAAAAGAUACAUGCAGGGCAUCUAGACAUGGAAAAAUGUAAAAGGAGAGCACGUGAGGUGAUGUACUGGCCACGGAUUAAUCAGGACGUGACAAAUGAAGUGUCGAGCUGUUCAACAUGUCUGACAUAUCAAGCAAGCAAUCCUGCUGAGCCACUAAAGCCACACCCAUUGCCAGACCGACCAUAUCAGAAGGUGGGGGCGGACCUCUUUGUGUCUGGAGGAAAGACUAUAUUGUGGUCACAGACUACUACUCUUUGUAUCCAGAAGUAUGUAAACUGCAAACAACAACAGCAGAGGCUGUAA
Molecule: messenger RNA, 2952 nt
Organism: Nothobranchius furzeri (turquoise killifish)
Lineage: Eukaryota; Metazoa; Chordata; Actinopteri; Cyprinodontiformes; Nothobranchiidae
Source: RefSeq, a predicted model, not a curated record